Molecule: messenger RNA, 2196 nt
Organism: [Torrubiella] hemipterigena
Lineage: Eukaryota; Fungi; Ascomycota; Sordariomycetes; Hypocreales; Clavicipitaceae
Source: the annotation of a GenBank genome assembly
GACUCACAAAGAACAACAAUCCUACAACCACCAAUGUUUUUUUUUAAUAAAGUAAAAUGAAUAGACAUGUGGUCGCUACUGCAUCGCAAUCUUGUGCGGUCUGGCCCAAAGCCAUUCAGACUCACUCCUGAAAUCGCAAGGGGGAGGGCGUUUGCAUCCACUGAGAGCAACACCGACAAGCUACAACUACGAGAUUACCAGCAAGAAUGUAUUCGAUCAGUUCUAUCAUCGUUGAAGAGGGGUCAUAAGAGAGUUGGCAUUUCUUUGGCUACCGGUAGUGGAAAAACAGUCAUCUUCACUCAGCUCAUCGACAAGGUCCACAGUCGGCCUGGAGGCGCUGAUAAGUCACUAAUUCUGGCUCACCGCCGUGAGCUUGUUGAACAAGCCGCUGUUCACUGCCAGAGAGCCUACCCAGACAAGCGCAUUGAGAUUGAGAUGGGGUCGCUGCACGCGUCUGGACAGGCAGAUAUCACUAUCGCAAGCGUUCAGAGCAUCACCUCCAAGGGCCGACUAGAAAAGUUUGACCCGGCACUUUACAAGCUUGUGCUGGUGGAUGAGGCACACCAUAUCGUUGCGUCAAGCUACCUCAAAACACUAAAGCACUUUGGGUUGGAGCAAAAGAACAAGGACUCGCCAAAUCUCAUUGGCGUUUCGGCUACCUUUUCGAGAUUCGAUGGCGUCAAACUCGGGGCUGCGAUUGAUGAGAUUGUCUAUCAUAAAGAUUAUGUCGACAUGAUCUCCGACAAAUGGCUAUCGGACGUCGUAUUUACAACUGUCGAGUCCUCAGCGAACCUUUCGUCGGUCAAAGCGGGCGCCUUUGGUGACUUCCAAACUGGAGAACUAUCCAAGGCUGUCAAUACCCACGAGGUGAACGACAUGACAGUCAAGAGUUGGCUUACCAAAGCGUCGGACCGAUUAUCAACGCUUGUCUUUUGCGUCGACUUGGCGCAUGUUGCUGGCUUGACCGAAACAUUUCGCAGCUACGGAUACGACACCAAGUUCGUUACAGGAGAUACGCCCAAGCUAGAGCGUACAGCUAUCCUCGACUCUUUCAAAAGACGUGAAUUCCCUGUUCUCAUCAACUGUGGAGUCUUCACGGAAGGGACAGAUAUUCCCAAUAUUGACUGUAUUCUUCUCGCCAGACCGACAAGAUCUCGAAACUUGCUGGUCCAGAUGAUAGGACGUGGCAUGCGAUUAUACCCAGGCAAAAAGAACUGCCACAUCAUUGACAUGGUUUCAAGUCUAGAGACUGGCAUAGUAACAACCCCAACACUUUUCGGGCUGGACCCAAACGAGUUGGUCAACGCCGCGUCAGUCAAAGAAAUGCGCAAGCUGAGCAGCCGCCGAGAAGCAGCCAAAGAUAAGCAAGCUGCUGCAGCAUCCUCUCUCCUUACGCCACAGUCACCAUCACGAGCUGUCACCUUUACGGACUACUCGUCAGUUCUUGAUCUGAUAGCCGACACGUCUGGCGAAAAGCAUAUACGGCAAGCCAGCAAAUACUCGUGGGUGCAGGUCGGCCCAGAGAGAUUUGUACUAUCAGCGCCAAGCGGAUCGUACCUACGAAUAGAGCGUAUGACGGAGUCGAGGGGCCAAAAUAUGCCAGCUUACCGUGCUGUGGAGGUGCGGGCUCUCCCUGCUGGCAUGUCCAAGUCGCCCUUUGCUGCUCCUCGCGAGCUUCUCUCCGCUGCAACAUUUAGUGAUGCAGUUCAUGGAGCAGACAGCUAUGCAGCCCAGGCAUUCCCGCAUACGUUUAUCCACCGCCAUCAACCUUGGCGCAACCUGCCGCCAACACAGGGCCAGCUCGAUUUCAUCAACAAGAUGAGAGGCGGUGCUAGGGAAUUGCAAGCAAAGGACUUGACCAAAGGCAAGGCCGCAGACAUGAUCACCAAGCUGAAGCAUGGCGCAAGAGGGCAGUUCGCUCGCAUAGAGGCCGAGCAAAAGCGUAGGCAGCGACAAGUUAGUGUUGCGGACGAAAGACAAAACAGAGAAACCGUCCGUGUUGGACCGCUUCGCACUUAGGGGCCACAGAGCUCUAUUGUAUUAUACUGUUGUACAAUAUUGUAUAUUUAUUACAUUAAAUGGCCGUUCUCUAGACGAAACGACUACCCUUGAAUAUGAGCAGGUUAAACAUUCCAUACCGUCUACUUAAACAGCAAUUAUUCAAUCUUUUUACAGGCGCUAUUCAGAUAAACAAGC